AUGUGCUCUGUGCAAUGUUUGUGUGCAACUACUGUAUAUCGACCUCCAACAUUUCCACAUCCAGCAUAUACACAAUUUAUGGAAAUAGUGAUGAAAUAUCAUCUACCAAAUAGUGUAGGUAAUGAACUUAUCAGUUGGUUUAAUAAAUACAAAAUGGACCUACAUGCUGUUCUGCCUACUAAUAUAAAACAAGGUCACAUAUUGCUCGAUUCAAUGAAUAUUUCACACAUAUUAUAUACCAAGACAGUUAUCAUGAAGCAUAAUGAAAUUCUUUUUGAACCAAUAAAAUCAAAAUCUACAAGUGGUGUUGAAUUACAUACGAAUGUAAACUGCAAUAUGCCAUGCUAUUUUUGCUUAACUCCCAAAGAACAAUUUAAUAACCCAUUGAUUAAUUCUGAAUCUAUUAUUUUACAUACACCAAAAACAAUAAAACAGGUAAUUAAGCAAAAUCAGGCCAAAGAAUAUUCAAUACAAGACAUGGAAAAUCCUUUUUGGAGUCUUCCAAAUUUUAAUGUUUAUCAAUCAUGCUUACCUGAUCGAAUGCACUAUCUCGAUUUAGGUUUAUAUAAUUAUCAAGUAACAUUUAUACAAGAUUUGUUAAAGGAAUGGUGUGGGCUAGCCGAAAUUGCAGAAUUUGAUAUCAGGUUAGCAAAAAUCCUGCAAUUUCCAGGUCUCAAAUUGUUUAACAAGGGGUUAGGCAACAUUAAACGGUUCACUGCAACAGAGUUUUGUGCAAUGAUGCAACAACUAGUUUUUGUAAUUGAUGGAAUAAUUGUUAAGCUUUAUAAAGACAUUUAUACUACGAAUCAGGCUAAGAAUAUGAACAAACAACUAGUAACCUUGUACAUUGAUUGGAAUCGAAUGUAUAUUUUUUCACGGAAAGAUGAAUUUAGCGAAUCAGAAUUGUAUACAUUUAAGGUACGGUGUCAAUAUAUUCUUAAAUACUUGAAUCAACUAAAGAAGCCGAUAACAAGCAAUAAUAAAUUACCUCCAUAUUUAUUAAUCGGUAAUCAUACAAGAUUUGAAUUAUCAUUAUUUGAAGAUUUUGUAAAUUCACACAAUGCAACACAUUAG
Molecule: messenger RNA, 1074 nt
Organism: Dentiscutata erythropus
Lineage: Eukaryota; Fungi; Glomeromycota; Glomeromycetes; Diversisporales; Gigasporaceae
Source: the annotation of a GenBank genome assembly